AUGCCGACUUUAUCUCUGAUCAACUUCAACAUCGUUUGUGCGACGCUUGGCGGGUUCAUCUCCGUCUUUGGUUUGGUCUCGUACCUGUUCAAGGAGAGAUUCUACCUAUCCGAAGCAUUAAUAUCCCUACUUGCCGGGGUAUUAUUCUCUCCGCACGCUGCCAACUUCAUCCGACCCCUCGACUAUGCGCUCGACACAGAGCAAAACCUAGACCAGAUCACGCUCUGUUUUACGAGACUCGUCCUGGGGGUCCAGCUAGUCCUUGCCGGCGUCCAGCUGCCAAAGCGGUACCUGCAAAUCGAAUGGCGGAGUCUCUCGCUACUCCUUGGACCCGGCAUGGUCGCCAUGUGGAUAUGCAGCGCCUUAAUAAUCUGGGCCCUCGUGCCUAAUUUCCCGUUCCUGCAUGCCCUUGCUGUUGGCGCCUGUGUUACGCCAACAGACCCUGUGCUGUCCAACUCGAUUGUCAAGGGCAAGUUCGCUGAUAAGAACGUUCCCCAGCCGCUGCAGCGGAUUAUCAUUGCCGAGUCCGGUGCCAAUGAUGGGCUGGGCUAUCCGUUUCUUUUCUUUGCGAUCUACCUGAUCCAGUAUACGGGUAUGGGUGGGGAGGGGUUUAGCGGGGGUGCUGGGAAAGCCAUGGGCGUGUGGUUUUAUGAGACGUGGGCUUAUACGAUCCUGCUGAGUGUUGGGUACGGAGUUACUGUUGGUUGGAUUUCUAGGGAAAUGCUCCACUGGGCGGAGGAGAAGCGUUAUGUUGACCGGGAGAGUUUUCUCGUCUUCGCCAUUGCGCUCGCGCUCUUCAUUGUAGGAACUUGCGGACUUAUCGGAACAGACGAUCUGCUCGCUUGCUUCGUUGCAGGCAAUGUCUUUACCCAAGACGACUGGUUCCGGCUCGAAACAAUGGACGACUCCCUUCAGCCUACAAUCGACAUGCUCCUCAACCUGGCUGUCUUCAUGUGGUUCGGCGCCGUCUGCCCCUGGACGCUUUUCUUGAACAACAAUGUAAUCCCACUCUACCGCCUCGUCUUUCUAGGAAUCUUAAUCCUCCUCGUCCGCCGCAUGCCAAUCAUCUUCGCCAUGCACAAGUACAUCGACCAAAUCGAGAAUCUCUUCCAGACUUCUUUCGUCGGUUUCUUCGGCCCUAUUGGCGUCGGUGCGAUCUUCUACCUCUCUGUUAGCCGCGAGUAUCUCCACAAAAUCACCGUCGAUGGCAAAGUCCGCGAAGACGCACAGCAGGUCUCUGAUGCGAUUGAAGUUAUUGUUUGGUUCCUUGUUAUUUGUAGCGUUGUGGUACACGGCCUCUCCAUCCCCUUCGCAAAAGCAGGCUACCACCUCCCGCGCACCAUCUCCGCCGCAAUAAGCACCAGCACAACAGCCGAACUAGAGCCGGUCCCGCUGGCAUCUAAUCUGCCCACGCAUAGCACGGCGACGCCGCACGGAAGUGCGGAAUCCACUAGCCGGCGGACGAGGAGACAUGAUGCUAAACCUGAACCUGCAACUGCAGCGACAACCCCAGGUUCUGGCUCUGACCCUGGCACUGGUCCUGGCUCUGUGUCUAAAGGCGGACGGUUUCAGAGACACACGCAUCCGUAUUCGCGUACACCUGAGCCUGUAGCUUUCCAGAUUGGUCGGAGCGUUGCGAGGCCGAUGUCUCCGUCUUCUGAGGCACGGCUUGGAUUGGGUGAUGAAGAGGAGCCUUCGAGGCCGGUGAAUUUGGUUUUGAGGACGGGGACUGCGGAUGGGGAGGAUUUUGGCGGGGCGAGAUCCGCUUAG
Molecule: messenger RNA, 1770 nt
Organism: Aspergillus puulaauensis
Lineage: Eukaryota; Fungi; Ascomycota; Eurotiomycetes; Eurotiales; Aspergillaceae
Product: putative Na/H antiporter
Exons: 5
Coding region: 1-1770 (589 amino acids)
Biological process (GO): proton export across plasma membrane; sodium ion export across plasma membrane; regulation of membrane potential
Cellular component (GO): plasma membrane
Molecular function (GO): sodium:proton antiporter activity
Source: RefSeq, a predicted model, not a curated record